AUGGACGACUCGCUCCAUCACCGGGCCAACUUCCCCUCCAACCUCGCGAUCUCCUGCAAGCGCCGGCCAGGCCGGGAGGACUUGUGCGCCGAGCAGAACCACUUUGGCGACGACCUGGCCGCAUUCGGGAUUGCUGCCAAAACAUGGGAUGCCUCCUUUGCGCUUCUCAACUACUUGCUCCUGCCCAGGAACACCGACUGUCUGCGCAGGAGACCAAGAAUGGAGAAACUGAAAUUGGUACUCGGCACCAUCACCGUCCAGGUCGGCACUUCAAACUGGAACCCAUCCUAUCGAGAUCUGGCCCUGCAGGACCCUGGGAACUGUUUCGACGGCAGCAUCAAUCUUCCGACGGGCAGAGCAAGGAUCUUGAUGGCGAUGAUUGAAGCAAGAUCUAUCUGCUCUGGACCACCCGCCAUCCCUCAACGAUUCACCUUGAUCUCCAAUCAACCAUCUUGA
Puccinia triticina is the source of this 456-nucleotide messenger RNA. RefSeq lists its product as uncharacterized. The record is from RefSeq and is a predicted model, not a curated record. The coding region runs from base 1 to 456 and encodes 151 amino acids. The transcript has a single exon. Lineage: Eukaryota; Fungi; Basidiomycota; Pucciniomycetes; Pucciniales; Pucciniaceae.